Molecule: messenger RNA, 405 nt
Organism: Volvox carteri f. nagariensis
Lineage: Eukaryota; Viridiplantae; Chlorophyta; Chlorophyceae; Chlamydomonadales; Volvocaceae
Exons: 5
Coding region: 1-405 (134 amino acids)
Source: RefSeq, a predicted model, not a curated record
AUGGCAAUGGUCAAGCUGCUAGCUGCAUUACAGCCGAACAUUGUGGGUGCAAAUCAGAAGGAGCUACAGCCGCCAACACUGCCCUGUGCUCCCCAUAGCUUCCUGGACACCAGAUCCCCCCUGGACCACUAUCAGCUUCACAUGCCCUCCCUGGGCCCACAACCCAUGCCUGCUGGUGGUGUGAACCAGCGGCCCGUGCUGACCACAGCCUGGGGCCGGGUACACAGGCGCCAGGUGCGCAUCAAGGAGAUCUUCCCGUCUAGCUGCACGCAGGCGCGCAGCGGUGUCCGCGUGGGCGUGCCGAACGAAAAUUUAGGACCAGCCAAUGGAAAGACCCUCAUUGCGCCAAACGCCAAACUGGUUCUUGCAGGUUCUGCUUCAGCUGCGUCCACCCCAAACAUUUAG